Molecule: messenger RNA, 2309 nt
Organism: Zea mays
Lineage: Eukaryota; Viridiplantae; Streptophyta; Magnoliopsida; Poales; Poaceae
Exons: 7
Coding region: 136-2067 (643 amino acids)
Molecular function (GO): RNA binding
Source: RefSeq, marked validated
CAAUCUGAGGCAAAGGGAAUUCCGAAAGGCAAGUCGAGGAGACUAGAGGGAGCCGACGAGAGGGAUCGCCGGAUCGGCGCGCCCGCAACCGUCGAGACACCGAAAACCCUAACCUAUUUUGCCGCUCAUAUCGCAAUGGCGAGCCCCUCGACGACGCCCUCGGCUCCGAUCGCGGCGGAGGUAGUCCCCGUGGCUGAGGGGACUCCGGCGGCGGUACUGCCGCCGCUCGGCUCGAUGGCGUCCCUGUACGUGGGUGACCUGGCUGAGACCGUAGACGAGCCGCAGCUCCACGCGCUCUUCAGCCAGGUCGCGCCCGUCGCGACGGUGCGCGUCUGCCGGGACAUCCUAAGCGGCGUCUCGCUUGGAUAUGGUUACGUAAAUUUUUACUCGCGCCAGGAAGCUACUCGUGCGCUAGAAGCUUUGAAUUUUACCCCAUUGAUCGGAAAGUACAUCCGGGUUAUGUUCUCUAACCGGGAUCCAAGUCUGCGUAAGAGUGGACGUGCUAACUUGUUUGUAAAGAACCUUGAGCCUAACAUUGAUAGCAAGAACCUGUAUGAGAUCUUCUCCUCCUUUGGCGCAAUACUGUCAUGCAAGGUGGCCACUGAUUCAGCUGGUCAGUCAAAAGGGUAUGGUUUUGUACAAUAUGAGACUGAGGAAUCUGCCGAAGCUGCCAUUAACGGACUUAAUGGUAUGCUAGCAAAUAACAGAAAAAUGUUUGUGGGCCUACACAUGCGCCGUCGGGACAGAGAAGUGAAGUUCACAAACGUAUAUAUAAAGAAUUUGCCCACUGAAUUCAGUGAGGAUGACCUCCGCCAGGAGUUUGCACCGUUUGGUGAAAUUACUAGCGCUGUGGUCAUGAGGGAUGCUGAUGGUGCCUCCAAAUGUUUCGGCUUUGUAAAUUUUAAAAAGCCAGAGUUCGCUAUAGAGGCUGUUGAGAAGGCCAAUGGGAAGGCCAUCGGUGACAAGACUUUAUAUGUCGGAAGGGCUCAGAAGAAGGAAGAGAGAAAAGCCGAGCUGAAAACGAGAUUUGGACGUGGCAGAGACAACAAGGUUGAUAAACCUAAUGGUAUCAAUCUAUACUUGAAGAACAUUGAUGAUGGUAUAAACGACGAGGGGUUGAAGAAAUUAUUCGAAGAAUUUGGUCAAGUUGCUUCAUGCAAGGUAAUGGUUGAUGCUCGAGGAAGGAGCAAGGGUUCAGGGUUUGUGUCGUUUGCUACUGCUGAAGCUGGCCAAAGGGCGAUAAACCGAAUGAAUGGUAGGAUUGUUGGGAAGAAACCACUCUACGUUGGUUUAGCUCAGCCUAAGGAGGAAAGAAAAGCCAUGCUAAUGGCGCAUUUCGCUCAACGUAACCUGGCAAUGGCAGCUUCUCAAUAUGCCGGACCUCAGCAGGUCUAUUUUGGUCACCCUUCUUCACCUGGCCCGAUCGCGCCUCCUCAGGGCGCAGUAUUUGGGUUUCCGCAACACUUCGUUCCGGGAAUGGGGCCUAUCUCUCCCGUUAUGAUGCCGCCACACAACAUGCAGCGACCAAGGUAUCCUGGUCCUGCUCCAUAUCGGCAGCAGCAGGCGAUGAUCCACGCAAAUGCCAAUCACAUGCCGAAUGCCAGACCUGGGCCUUACCCUGCAAUGCCGCCUCAGGCCUUCCCAGGUGCGGGUGCCACGGCGUGGCAGCAACACGCUGUAAGCAGGACAACUACUGCCGUAGCAUCUGCUGGACCGGCAGACCAACAUCAGAUUCUCGGCAACAAGUUGUACGCGCUGGUCGAACAGCUCGAGCGCGAUCACGCUGGCAAAGUUACCGGGAUGCUGCUGGAGAUGGACAAGGCCGAGAUCCUACAGCUGCUGCGGUCUCCGGAGGCUCUCCGGGCCAAAGUCCGCGAAGCCAUGGCUGUUCUACAGCGGACCAAGGCCGGAGGCUCCGUCGAUCCUGCCGCCGCCGCUGCUGUCGCCAAAGCCGGAGACUCGGCAGCCGAUCCUCCUCCUGCUGCCGCCGCCGCCGCCGCCGCCGUUAAGGCCGGAAGCUCAGCCGAUCCCGGUGCCGCCGCCGCCGCACCAACCGUAAACGCCUGAGCGAUUGAUGCGCUCGCAGGGCAAAUAAGAUUUUCAGUUCAUGUGCCGGCUUGGACUCCGGACAUGCCUAGGAUAUAUGCUAAUAAUUUGUAGCCGAACCUCCUUGUCUCGUAGUUUAUUUGUUCCAGGUUACUCUUGGUUUUCCAGUUGCCGAACCGUAGCUUGAACCUUAGAAUGCUUUUGUCUCCGAUUGUUUUUUUUUAAUAAAAUUAGGCUGCAAUGAUAUUCCUUACCUGAGAUGC